AUGGAACUCGAGUAUUUCCCCAAAAGUGUAUGGGUUGGGAAGCGCAUUGACUUUCCGGACGCUGGUUCCUCAUGGACACUAAGGGAAAAACUCACAGAACACUCCUACCGUCUUUCCAAAAAAGACGCCGAUGAAUACGAAGCUACCCCGAGUGCUGGUGCGACCUUUAAAUGCCAGAAUCUCGAGAACCCUGCCCAGGAAGCCCUUAUGAAGAUCCAUAUCCAAGUCCCUUACAGCGGUACAGAGUUCCGCCCCUCAAGUGUUCGCGGCACUCAAGCCUCUGCCAACAUCCCAGAAGACUUGGAGGGAUAUAUCGAGGCUCUUCGGCGCCUUCGUGACUGCAAGUUCACACCUAAGCUUCUGGAGCAUAAAGUGGAUGUCCAAGAGGAGGACGGACUUGUUCCACGCGGCUGGAGCGUCUAUUUGCUCGCUACGGCCGUCCCUGGAAUCCCACUUGCUAUAGAGGGCUCCCGGUACGAAUAUGAAAACCAACUCACGUUCCUCGUUCCUGACGGGGAGUUUUGGAAGAACCUGGAUAGACCCACCCGAGAUGAGAUUAGAACUCAAUUUGAAGCUGCCUACAAUGACAUCACUGCAAAGGGGGUCCUAUGUGGCUUGGCAACGUUACGAGACAUCUACUGGGAUUCGAGUACCAACUCCUUGAAGAUCAACACCCAAUUCGAGCCUUUCGGUGAUAAGUACGUCACCAAAAGCCCUACACCUUGGAGUACCCAAUACCUCGGCGUCUAUGGUCUGGCGCUGAGACCGCAAAGUCUUCGCUUCCCAUACGAUCCGACAAUGACUGUUCCACAACUGGAAAAGAUCAGGUGGAGGUUUUAG
Molecule: messenger RNA, 840 nt
Organism: Aspergillus lentulus
Lineage: Eukaryota; Fungi; Ascomycota; Eurotiomycetes; Eurotiales; Aspergillaceae
Source: RefSeq, a predicted model, not a curated record